This is a messenger RNA of Patella vulgata (common limpet), 3122 nucleotides long. Its product is annotated as IQ and ubiquitin-like domain-containing protein. Gene Ontology annotation, molecular function: protein binding. The transcript has 12 exons. Gene Ontology annotation, biological process: cilium assembly. Gene Ontology annotation, cellular component: acrosomal vesicle; motile cilium. NCBI's taxonomy places the organism in Eukaryota, Metazoa, Mollusca, Gastropoda, Patellidae. The record is from RefSeq and is a predicted model, not a curated record. Bases 111 to 2672 code for a protein of 853 amino acids.
CGGCCCACCAUAGCAACUAAUGGAUCAAUACAACAGGUUUUUAAUGGCUGCCUUUGUGUGAUAGCAGGUUUGACGGAUCCCCUCAUGUGACAUCGGUUGAAAAAUUAAACAUGGCUGAUCAAGAAGAGAAUAUUGUUGAGGAAACUCAGCCAACAGAAAAUACAGAAAUUAUCCCAAAUGAAGAACAGCCUGCACCCAAUGAUGAAACUACAGGAGUUGAAGCAUCUCCUGGAGAUCAGACACAGAAUGAUGCAGAAGAACCAACAGUAGAUGACCAGACAAUUGAAGAAACUCAAGGAACAGAAGAAAAUGUAGCAGAAACAGUUGAAGAUCAACCAGCAGUCACUGAACAACCAGAGGUUUCUGAGCAACCAGCAGCGGAUACAGAACAGGCUGAAACGGACGAUGUUCCCAAAGAAGAUCAACCAUCAGCAGAGGUAAAGGGAGAUGAUCCAGUGGAAGAGAAAGCAGAAGAUGCUGCAGAGGAACAAAGAGAAGAUGUAAAGAUUGAUGGUGAAGAAGAAUCAAACCCAGUGGAAGAAAAUGGUUCUGAUCUGAAAAAAGACCAAAGUACAGAAACCAAAACUACAGAGGAAGCACCUCAUCAAGAUCAAGAAACAACAACUGCAGAAGAAAUGAAAACAGAAGCAAAAGAAGGUGUUAGUUUUGAUGCAACUGCCACAGUCAAGUUUGUAUUAAUGCCAAGUGGACAGGUUGUAACAUUAGCUUGUACUCUGGGUCAAACAGUGCUACAACUUAAAGAACAUUUCUCUUCGGAAUUAAAGAUGCCAGUAUCAACAAUUAUUUUAAUGUUUGAUGGUAAAGUUUUGCCUGAUGAUACAAUAUUAGCCAAUUUAGGUGUGGGACCUAAUGGUACAGUACAGUUAGAGAUGCAGUCUGCGGAUCCCGUCUCUACGCCUAUUAAACCAUACAGACCACGACAAGAAUAUCAUAUGCCUGAUGUUAUAACAGUUAAAGUUGAAUCUGAGGAUGGUAAAGGCUAUACUGAUGUUGUUGUAGAAAUAGAAAGAUCUACAAAGAAAAAACCUUUCCUGGGUGGAUACAGACACAAAUCUACUGGCAUAGAGUAUCUCAAUGCUUCUGCUCAGACUAUGCCUAAAGUUCGACCACCUAAUGUUUUAGAGAGGUACUGUCGUGACACCCAAACAGUUCAUCAAAUAAACAAACCUCAACAAACAGCCAAUGAUAUGGCUACACAGAUGACAAAAAUUGGUGUUUAUGUUUCCAACAUGGAGGAUAAACUGAUGGUACCAGGAAAAUACACAUCAGCUGAUGAAUUUCAUGCCAUGAGAUGGUCCAAGAUUGUCAUUAUACAGAAGUAUUAUCGAAGAUGGUUAGCCAGACGUUAUGUACAUAAAUUAAGAGAGGAGAAACGUGCAAGAGUCGAGUGGGAACGUGCGGAAGAGUUGAGAAAAAAGAAAGAAAAAGAAGACAGAAUAAAGAAAGAAUUUGAAAGGAGAAUGAAUCCUAAUUCCAAAGAAGAUUUUGAUCUUCUCUUCCAUGCAUUAGAAAAAUGGAGACAGGAAGAAAUAGACAGGAUAUCCAACACAUUGACAGGUGCCGAAAGGAAAGCAGCAUUAUGUAUGUUAUUAGAUCAGGAAACCCAGUUGUUAGCAGCCAUUGAUAGACAUAAACUAGAGGCAGAUAAAAGUAAUAAAACUAAAAGAAUUCAAGAUUUCUUAGCCAAGACGGCAUCUCCAAAGAAAUGGAAGUCUAAAGAUGGCAAGUAUUUAGAAAUGGAUACGCCCUAUACGAUCCGAGCUAAAGAAUUACAAGAUAUCUAUAACAGUAUAAAUAUGAAAUAUUUAACUCAAGAUGAAAGACUGGAUGUUCUUCUCACAUUAAAACACACUGUCAAGGAACAUGAUUGUAAAUUAACACAAGAGAUUAUAGAGUUAAUUGAUCGAGAGGCUGAUCUAUUAAUGAGAGGUGUAAAAGAAGAUAAUUUAGACGGAUUACGUAAACGUAUUUCUACACUCUUCCUACAAUAUAUUAAAACACCUACGUUUAAUCCCGAGGCCUCGAAAUUACUUAAGGUUCCACAAGAUCCUUCUACCCUCCGUAAAAAUAUUUAUUUCUGUCCUAGUUGUAACAAUUAUCUACCUUCAACAGAAUUCCCCUUAUCAUCAAACUCGACAAAUGUUGGUAAAUGUCGUCGAUGCAACAAGAUUGAUAACGAUGCUAGAGUUCGUCAAGAUUUCAGCCAUUAUAGAUAUAUGCUCAAAUCAUUACGUCGAGCAGAAGAGACUUAUAAUGAUGGCUCAGAAAUCGCUUUCUUACUUCAGGAAACAGACCUGAGAUAUUUGGUUGAAAAUAUCUGGAAUGGUCAGAGUGUACUGAGUGCCUGGGAAGACUUGUAUGAUUUGGUGAUGAUCAGAUGGAACAAACAUGAAGAGUGGUCUCCCUGGAACUGUAUUUUAUUAACAAAAGAUGAAGCCUCGGCUCACGAUAAAUUGUCAGCAUUAGAAGAGGGUUAUGGUCAAGUUUUUAUACACAAGAUCAAACAGAAACAGACUUUAGCCAGGAAUUAUUUCUCAAGAUUACCAGGAAUGGCUGAAAUAAUACGACAGAGGGCAGGGCAGCGUGAUAUGGGAUCGAGAGGGCCAUCAGUAGCAGGAACAGCUGUGUCAAGAAUGCCACAGAAAGUUUAAAACUAUCUAGAAAAUAUAUUCCUGAAAAUGUUGAUUAUAACUGCGUUUUAAAUAUCAAUAAUGAUGGGAAUCCUGAUCUUAUCUGAGAAAACUGAACAAUUUAGUUAAUUGAAGUAUAAACAAUUGCUUUUUUAAAUUUGAUUUGAUUCCUGAGGGUUUUUUUAAGGAAUGAAAGAGAUACAAAGACACUAACUGGAAUAUUCUUGAAGCAAGUCUUUUAAAAGUAAUGUUCAUUGUUAUUUUCUUUUUAAACAAGAAAAUGUUUUUACUAUUAUUUUAUUUCUGAAUGUUAAGGAUUAAAUAUGUAAGUAAGAAAGUGAUAUAUUUUAUUGUAUAUAGUCUAUAUUUGUAUAUGUAACGAUUAUUUAUUGUAGGAUUUACUGAUUUUAAAACUAUCUAUUCUAUAUUAGUUUACUAUUAUCUAAAUAAACAACAAUAUACAGAAAGAUA